AUGUUUCUUUUUAGCAAAACGUUUACCUUUUCAGUUUUAAUAUGGACAUGGCAAUAUUACCGUGAGGUAUUAUUCUAUUACACGCUGAAAAAUUCCUCUACCUUUUCCUUAAUUUGUACUAUAAUUAAAAAUGGCAAUAUUUAUGAGUGUUUAAAUAAUUACACAUUUUUAAAUAUUUCCCCAAGUCUCAGUGCAUCAAACGACAAGGGUAGCGCACUAAGCAAUUCGUUAAAUAAAAAAUGUGAUAGAAUAUUAAAUGAAAGAACAAAUGACGAAGGGGAAAUACAAGAUCAAUUUAAAAAUUUACAGAACAGUAUAAACAAAUUAUUUGGUGGAGUUGAUAAUAACUUAGCAGAAAAAUUAAGUACUUUGUCAAAUGAUGAUAAUUUUAAAAAGCAAUUUAAUGAAUUAAUGCAAAAUAAUGUCUUUCAAACACAAUUAAAAAACUUAUUACAAGAUAAAAAUUUCAUGAAACAUUUAAAUGCAUUAAAGAAUAAUAAACAUUUUCAGAAAAAUGCUUUUAACCAAAUGAACGGUGACGAUAGUGAUCAUGAAGAUAUUGACCCAUUACAAUACUAUAAUAAUUUAAAAGAAUAUUUAGAUGAAUUGUAA
Molecule: messenger RNA, 612 nt
Organism: Plasmodium cynomolgi strain B
Lineage: Eukaryota; Apicomplexa; Aconoidasida; Haemosporida; Plasmodiidae
Exons: 2
Coding region: 1-612 (203 amino acids)
Source: RefSeq, a predicted model, not a curated record